AAUUUUUUAGCAUUUUGUCUCUCUGUUGUAUCAACAGCAUCUGCAUUCAGGAUUGUGUUGUUGGGGAAAAGUGAAGACAAAAAGACAAAACUGGGUAACCUCAUCAUCGGUCACCAAGGUUUCCAUUACCAAAUACCGGUACUUUCUCCAACCAGGCACUGUGUGGCCAUGUGUGGAGACUGGGAAGGAAAAUCAUUAACAGUAGUGAAAACUCCAGACGUCUUCAGUCUGUCUGUGGAAACAGUGAGAGAAGCGAUGAAUAGAUGUGUGGAUCUCUGUUUUCCUGGACCAAAUGUUCUGCUGCUGUUAGUGAAACCUUCAGAUUUCACUGAAGAAAACAGAAAAACUCUGAAGUUCAUCCUGAGUCUGUUUGGUGAAGACGCCUUCAAACACUCCAUGGUCAUCAUAACACAUGAGAAUGAAAAAAUGAAUCUCCCUGUUAAUGAACUCCUGACAGACUGUGGAGGAAGACACUACAACAUGUCAGAAGAUAACUAUGGAACAUUGAUGAGGAAGAUCAACAACACUGUGCAUGAAAGCAAAGGAACCUUCCUCACUUUGACUGAAGAGACAAGAAGACCAAAAUCUGAACCCAUCAGACCUCCUCUGAACCUGGUCCUGUGUGGUAGAAGAGGAGCUGAGAAGACUUCAGCAGUCAACGCUAUUCUGGGACAAAGAAAGUUUGGUGGACCUGAAGACUCAUCAGAGUGUGUUAAAACCCAGGGAGAGGUGUGUGGACGUCGGGUUUCCCUGCUGGAGCUGCCUGCCUUGUAUGGAAAACCUCAGGAGGCAGUGAUGGAGGAAUCAUUCAGGUGUAUCUCCCUCUGUGAUCCUGAGGGCGUCCAUGCCUUCAUCCUGGUCCUACCUGUGGGUCCCCUCACUGAUGAAGACAAGGGAGAGUUAAAGACCAUCCAGAACACAUUCAGCUCUAAAGUCACAGACUUCACCCUGAUUCUGUUCACUGUGGAGUCAGAUCCUACAGCUCCAGCUGUUGUUAACUUUAUCAGACAGAACAGUGACAUCCAGGAGCUCUGUCAGAGCUGUGGAGGAAGAUGCAUCAUUUUCAACAUGAAGGACAAGCAGCAGAUCCCAGAGCUGCUGGAUCAAGUGGACAAGAUGAGACCGUCAGAUCAGAAACCUCACAGCUACACAACAGGAACGUUUGCUCAUGGCCAAAGGGAAAAGAUUCUACAGCUAGAAGCAGUCAUCACCAACCAACAGGCUGAAAUCAAGAAACUGAAAAAAUCUGAUGUGGUCAAAGGUCAGUAUUCACUGUUUUUAUUUUUUGUUGUACUUGAUUCUCCUAAACCCUGUUCUGAUGAAGAGCAGCAGAGCUCAGAGAGUCUCAGGAUUGUUCUGAUCGGGAAGACUGGCAGUGGAAAGAGUUCUUCAGGAAACACCAUUCUGGGGAGAAAAGAGUUCACAGCCAAAUCCAGUCAAACUUCAGUCACCAAACUUUGUCAGAAGUCAGUGGGUGAAGUGGACGGACGUCCUGUUGUCGUGGUCGAUACUCCUGGACUGUUUGACACAGAGUUGUCUAAUGAAGAAGUAAAUGAAGAGAUGGUGAAAUGCAUCAGUCUUCUGUCUCCAGGACCACAUGUCUUCCUGCUGGUGUUACAGAUCGGCAGAUUCACACCAGAGGAGAAGGAGGCACUGAAACUCAUCAAAGAAGGUUUUGGGAAGAAUUCAGAAAAGUUCACCAUCAUUCUUUUCACAAAAGGAGAUUCACUGCAGGAAGAUGAGCAGUCCAUUGAAGAAUACCUUGAAGAAGAAUGUGACGAUUCUUUCAAGAAGCUGAUCUCUGACUGUGGAGGAAGAUACCACGUGUUUAAUAACCGCAUUAAACAAAACCGAACACAAGUCAGUGAACUGAUAACAAAGAUCGACUCCAUGGUGAAGAAAAAUGGAGGAAGCUGCUUCACCAACGAGAUGCUGCAAGAAGCUGAAGCUGCGAUACAGAAAGAAAUGAAGAAAAUCUUAAAAGAGAAGGAAGAAGAGAUGAAGAGAAAGAUGGAGGAGCUGGAAAGAAAACAUGAGGAAGAAAAGGAAGAAAUGAAAAGAAGAAUAGAAGAACAGAUAACAGAAAUUGAAGAGGAGAGAAAUGUGAGAGAAAAGCAACUCAAGGAAAAGGAAGAAAAUAUCAAGAAAGAGCGUGAUGAGAGAAAGAAAGAACAAGAGAAAAGACAAGAAGACGACAGGAUGAGGAAAAGACAGGACGAAGUUCAACGACAAGAGUGGCAACAGAAACUUGAAGAUUUAGAGAAAAUGAUCAAAUCAGAAUCUAAAGAAAAAGAAAGCAUUGAUAAGGAGCUGGUGGAGAGUAGAGAGGAAAUGAGAACGGAGCGAGAGGCCUGGGAGAAGGAAAGGAAAGAAUGGUGGGACAAAAGAUAUCAAGAUGCUCAGCUGAGCAGAGAGAGGGAGAAAACAAAACUCAAAAAGCUCCAAGAAGAAUAUGAGCAGGAAAAAGAAGAAAAUGAGCACAAAAGAAAAGAAGAAGACCAAAACAGAAGAGAACAAGAGGAGAGAGAGAGGAAAGAAUUCGAGGAAGGUUACAAGAAAAACAUGGAGGAGAUGAAGAAGAAAUAUGAAGAAGAAGCAAGAAAACAAGCCGAAGAGUUCAAUGAGUUCAAAGAGAAAUACAGCAAAGACUUUGAAGCUCUGAUAGAAAAACAUAAAGAGGAACUGAAGGAUCUGAGCAAAAAGCAUGUAGCAGAAAUACAACAGAAACAAGGAGACUACAAUCUGUUAGAGGACCUGGCAAGCCACAAAGAAAAGGAACUCAAAAAAGAAAUAGAGAGAAAAGAGAAUGAAAAAGAAGACGUAGUUAAAGAAAAAACAAACUUAGAAGAUGAAAUGAAGAAGAAAGAAAAACAACUUAAAGAACUGAAGGACUUGAAGAAAAAGCAAGAACAAGAAAUAAAGGAUUGGAAGAAGAAAAAUGACAAGAAAUGUACGAUCUGCUGAUGAUCCUUCCACUGCUGGAGCUCUCAGUUUCCUUCAGUCAUCGUUCAAUGUGAUGCUACAGAUGUCAUCACUGAACUCCACCAUGUUCUCCUUCAUGGUCUCCUUCAGUGUCUGUUGACCUGUGGUCAGUGAUUUAUAUCAGGACCAGGAUUUUGGUUUUUAUUGGAGCAGCUCGGUGCUGUCGGAGUUCAAAUUAUUUUUGCGCUGGUUUUUGGAUACAGGCAAGUUUUUGUUUGAGGAAAUUCUGCAGUUCUAGUAAUGUUUCCUUAGGUUCUUACAAUGUUCUUCUUCAAUGCACAACAUUCUCCAAAGAUGUUCUAACAAUGUUUUUGAGAACACUGUUUUUGCUCCAAUGUUCUUCCAAUGUUUUCCAAAUGUUGUAUUCAGAACAUCCUUCUUUUGUUUCAUGGAACACUGUAGGAAUGUUUAUAGAACAGUGUUUCCUCAACAACAUUCCUGAAACAUCCUCAGAAUACUGGAUCUGUGGUCAUUUGCUUAGAAUUCAUUUAUAUUGCUACAGGAACGUUUGAUAAAAUGAUCCCAGGACUCAACAUCUGGCAGACAUUGUUUAAUGUUGUUUUCAGAACGUUCUUCUUUUGUUAUUGUAGAUCUUUAUGUUGUAAUUCACAUUUUUUGAAAUGACAAAUCUCCGUAAAGUUUUCUUUGAACAUUAGAGCUUUCAGUUGAUGUUAGCUGAUAUUUUACCAAUAUUCCCUGCUAGCUGGGUGUGGUUUUCAUUUAUACAUUAGCAGUUUUUAUAUGAAUAGUGUGAAAAUAAUAUUUGGUUAUCACUGAUUUAUCCGCAUAUUGAGCACAGACUUUUAAACACCUAAUUAUCGAUUGUCAGAUCACGACUACAGGAGGUCCUCGGUUUACGACGUCCUUCACCUACAGCAUUUCAUUGUUAUGUGGAACUAGUUGGUGAGCAGAGCAGAGAAAUAUAUCGUCACAUGGUGCUAUCAGACAGCUUUGUUUACAUUCUCCGGUUGUACGCCACCUUGGAUUGUGCUACAUUCACUAACUUUUUGUCCUUCAUUAUGGCUCCCAGCGUAAGUCAGACUCUUCUGAUGCUUCAAGGAAAAGGAAAACCAUCUCUAUGGAAGUGAAAUUAGAUAGAAUAAAACGCUCAGAAAAGGGCGAAACACCAACGAAUAUCAGCAUUAUUAGAUCAAGUUGUAAAAACGGUGCCACAUAUUCUGUUAUCUUCUUGUGAAAUUAUUCAUACAUGCAUUAAAGUCGUUGGUAUUCAUGACUUUUCCAAAGAACUGAUCAAUAAUAUGAUGCACGUAACGCCGCAGUUCUGACUUAAAGAGAAAAUCUACUUACAUCGAUCCGUAGGAACAGAACUCUGAUGUAAAACGAGGACCCCCUGUAGAUUUUGUGUAACUUGUUUAUAACCAUGUUUGUCCAAUCAGCAUUGAACUUAUUCAACAACAACCUUUCAUUUUUCAGACACUGAUUCUUUGCAUGUGGUAUACAUAUAUUUUCUUAUGGUUGUAGGUUUUAUUUGUUCUACAUUUAAAAAUGUUGUCAGUUACUAUGGUUCCAGGACUCCUUUGAAUCCAUAGAAAACAAAGUAUAAAAUCCUGUAAUUCUCAGUAAUGUGUAAUCUGAAAUGAAAGGGUGAAAACGUAACUCAUGUAUGAUCUAAAAUUAAAGGGUGAAAACGGC
Acanthochromis polyacanthus (spiny chromis) is the source of this 4635-nucleotide messenger RNA. Its product is annotated as GTPase IMAP family member 8-like. Bases 169 to 2964 code for a protein of 931 amino acids. The record is from RefSeq and is a predicted model, not a curated record. Lineage: Eukaryota; Metazoa; Chordata; Actinopteri; Pomacentridae. The transcript has 3 exons. Gene Ontology annotation, molecular function: GTP binding.